Messenger RNA from Odontomachus brunneus, 2877 nucleotides. RefSeq names its product TBC1 domain family member 15 (gene Tbc1d15-17). Gene Ontology annotation, molecular function: GTPase activator activity. Gene Ontology annotation, biological process: activation of GTPase activity. The coding region runs from base 165 to 2168 and encodes 667 amino acids. NCBI's taxonomy places the organism in Eukaryota, Metazoa, Arthropoda, Insecta, Hymenoptera, Formicidae. The transcript has 9 exons. The record is from RefSeq and is a predicted model, not a curated record.
CUUGCCACUUUAAUUUGGAGCAACGCGUGGCUUGCAGCGAGGCGACACACGCCACGACUAAAGCGCGCAGUUGCGAUCUUGUGGUGUGCAAGCGAGACAGGGAAUCUCCGUGGUGAGUGCGUAAAAGAAAGAACGUGAGAUAGGGACGGAGAUAGGAAGUCGCGAUGUGGGAGAGUUGUGAUGAACUUGACGUAGAACACUUGACUUCAACGGCAGUAGCGGAGAUUAAUUCAUAUAAAUACGAUAUGUCUGAACCGGCCGAGCAAGGGAAGGAUCUCUGUAUUCAUACUGCUGUUGUGCUUCGUGGAGCGAACACCAGAGAAGAUGUCCAUAGCUCAGGCACACUCAACAUUGUGGAAUAUAGUUUUGGUAAAUGUAUAGAAUGGAAGCCUGUUGAAGAUUCUGUAGUGUCAGAGUAUCAAGAUCAAGAUCCAGAAUGGUCAUUAGUGGACACACACACUAGAAGGACUCGUACAUCCUCAGAGGGUGCAGAUUCUUUAGGACGUACAAGAAAUGUUAGAAUAUUAUUCUCCGAUCUUAAGUCGUUUCGUGUGAAUCAUAGUGGACAACAACUCAUCCUUAUGCAGAGGGAUGGUACCACCUACGUUGCCUUCUUUCAGCUAUCUAAUGCUGAAAGUUUUAUCAACUCGCUCAAAGGAUUCAUCAAAUUCGUCAAAUCACGCAUGGACAGGAACUUGUAUCUUGUUAUGGACCAAGUUGAAUCGGUGUUAAAUAAAUCCUUCGCUGAAUUGGAUCUAUUUCAAGAAAACACCUCUGAUUAUGUGUGGAAAUUUGUAAAAAAUUUACAUAAUCGUCCAUAUGAGACAACAAUGGAGGCAUUCAGCAAACUCGCAGAUAUCUGGUUAUACAAGGAACCAGUGAAACGACCUGUUGAGGAAGCAGUCGCCGACUUGUUAAAUCGUUCCCUUACGAUCGAUCCUCAACCACCUAUAUCUGUAUCUGUUGGAUCUGGAGACGAGUACGAAGUGAUUGGUGUUGGAGCAGAUUUACCUCCACGACCACCAUGUCCACGUGGUGCACCAUUGACAUCAGAACAAUGGGAAAAGUCCAAAGAUUCAGAGGGAAGAAUUACUAAUCCAGAGGCUGUCAAAGAAAUCAUCUUUCGUGGGGGUAUCUCUCCAUCAUUACGUUUUGAAGUGUGGAAAUACUUAUUGAAUUAUUACCCAUGGAAUUCAACAAAUAAAGAAAGAGCAUAUCUACAAAAUGAAAAGACUGACGAGUACUUUAGGAUGAAAUUGCAAUGGCGUUCAUUUACACCGGAACAGGAAAACCGGUUUUCUGAUUAUAAAGAACGAAAAAGUUUGAUAGAAAAAGAUGUUAACAGGACAGACAGAACACACCCUUAUUAUGCUGGAGAUAAUAAUCCUCAUCUGGAACAACUAACUCAUAUACUCAUGACUUAUGUAAUGUACAAUUUCGAUUUAGGUUACGUUCAGGGUAUGAGCGACCUUCUUAGUCCUAUUUUGUUUCUAAUGGAUAGUGAGGUCGAUGCAUUUUGGUGUUUUGUUGGAUUUAUGGAUAAAUUGAGCUCUAACUUCGACAUAGAUCAAGCCGGCAUGAAAGCACAAUUGUGCCAAUUGCACACCUUACUGUGCACCACAGAACCACAAUUGGCUUAUUAUCUAAAUAGACAUGACUCUGGCAAUAUGUUCUUUUGCUUCCGAUGGUUGUUAGUACUUUUCAAAAGAGAAUUUAACUCGAUUGAUAUAAUGAAAUUAUGGGAGAUAUUGUGGACGGAUCUACCUUGCAAAAACUUUCAUUUGCUCUUCUGUGCAGCUAUUCUUGACACAGAGAAGAAUAUUUUAAUAGAAAACAAUUACGGAUUUACGGAAAUUCUGAAGCAUAUAAACGAUUUGUCACUUCACAUUGAGCUGCCUUGGACGCUCUCUAAAGCAGAAGGUAUUUAUUAUCAACUUAUGGCUGUAGCAGAUCAACUCCCUGAUAGUGUUCGUGUAAUUAUUGGACUAAAGCCAUUGUAUAAAGCAUCAACAAAUAAUAGUAUGAACGGUGGCGAGGCGUCUGGUAAUAAUUCUCAGGCUACAACAGUUACUAAUGGGUCAAGGAGAAAUAGUUCAACGAGUGGCAGUGUUAAGUUGGGAGAAAAUGAAGUAUCGUUUGAGCGCGGAUUAGAUUUGUCGUAUAUGUGAGGUCAGGACUGGUCUUUUAUAGUGAUUCACUGACAGAGAAAAGAAGUGAUUAAAGUCUGCUCGACUUGAGAAUCAAAUAUCUGUUGCAAUGUUUGUCCAAGAAAGUGUUAUACUUUGGAAAUAUUGUUGAUGUGACAAUAAUUUCCACGCGGCUUUCAAUGAAAUCGAAUCAGAUGUCAAUUUUAAGUGGAGUAACAAAUAUGUACACAUGAAGAAAAAGAAGAAGAAAAAGCACGUUCCUACACACAGGUAUACUAUAUUGGUAAAAUUUUUCUUUUUUUACUUAAAUAGUAAGUGAAGUACUUUUUUUCCUUCUUUAAAUGUUGUAAUUGACUGUUGAGCCUGAAAUUCUAAAGCGUAAAUUAUGUAAACGUGACUUUUACCUCGUGUUUGCGAAUUUAGUACGCAAAGUAACUAAUAGUAGUGUUGAAUUUUGAGAUAUUUAUAACUUAAGAAGAGAAAAGGAGAGAUUAUAGAACAUGCGAAAAACGAGGUAUAUCAGUGUACACAAGAAACUUUGUCACGACAUUUAAUGCGCGAUUCUCAGAUGCGAAAAACGGAACAAAGACAUAACAAGACCUCUGGACUUCGAGUAAGUGUUAUACACGCGUCAUUCUCAAUUAAGUUAGAGCCUCUUUUUUAGAUUUAUAUAAAGCCUCAUGACACGUCACUGUAUAUUUCUAAUAAAGAUCACGUAUUUAAUCUUUCA